AUGAAUCAAACACUUGGAGUCAGUGAUGUAGCUUCCGUCAAUAUAAUUGAUAAACAAACCAAAGAACAUAAUAGUAGUUCUUAUAUUCGUGAGCCAAAUUUGACAAAACAGCCCACUAAUAUUGUUCACAAUUCUGUUCACGAUGAAAACAAUCAGAAUGAAAAACUCAAGCAAUCAAGAAACAAUUCUGUUCCCACUAAACUGCCAAGUGAUACAAAUUUAGUUGAUGAUCACAAACGUACUAACACUGCAACUGGUAAAAUCACCUCAACUGGUGAUGCAUUUUUGACAAAUGAUGUACUAGUGAGUUUGUUGUCCCUUGGUGAUACACAAUCUAAUAUCACCGAAUGUUCACUGAUGAAACAUAAAGAUAAAUGUCAGAUGCCAGUGCAAUACCUUUCACAACAAGACAUAUCAUGUGAUACCAAGAGUCAUGCAAGUCGCACAUCUUCUUUAAAGAUAAUGAAGAUACACCAGCCAUAUUGUAUAGAACCAAAGUGUAAUAAUGCUAAGAUGUGUCAGGAAAGUGAAGUACAAAGUGCACCAAAUGGUGACAGAACAGACCAAAAAUACAAAGAAGACUAUACAGACUCAAAACAAAUUGUGCGUCGCCACAGUUUUCUACAUGAUCAUUAUGUUAAGAAGAUAGAACCAAAUUUAGUCCAACGUCGUCAAAGCUUUUUAUAUGACCAUUAUGUUAAUAAGAUUGUGCAAGAAGGAAAGGGAAUAGACAAUGUAUCAUAUGUUAAUGAUAUACAAAACUCGGGAUAUCCAUUGGAUCCGAAAUCUCAAAUGGUACCUUGCCCUCCUGGAACAUCGGAUUAUACAACUACCACUAUUGUAAAAUCAUCGCCUCUAGAACAACAACUCCAACAAAAUGAUGAACAAGAUAAGCUUUACCAGCAGAUUCUGAAGAAUCAGAAGCUACAUCAACUACGACUAUUACUAUGCAAGCAGCAUGUAAUGAAUCAGAAUAAUCAACAGCAAAAACAAGAAAGGGAACAAGAAGAACAAGAAUUGAAACGGCGGCAAGAACGGCAACAACAAUUCAUUGCAAAGCGAAAACGUGAGAGGGCCGAUUAUAGUAGGUACGUUAUGCAUAUGUUUGGAAUCCCGCAUACCAUAUACGAGGAAGAUGAAGAGGGUGAACAACCUUUGCAAAGACAGGCUGUAGAAGAAGAAACUGAAAAUAUGAAGAUUCGACACAAAACACAAAUGUCAAACGGACUUGAUGGUCACACAGACAUCACCAGUGAAGCAACCUCAAAUAGAUCAAAAAGUUCUACGACCUUACAAGAAUAUGCAAAGCCUGUGAAAAGUCAAAGAAGACGUGUUAGAUUCAGGUACAUCAGAAGAGCGUGGUCAGCAGUGAAAAGACGUCUGGGAUUAUAAUAACUGCAUGUACAUCUAUGUGAUAUGAUAUGUUUUGGUAGUUACUAAUAGAAUAAAUAAAAUUCUAAUCAAAA
Molecule: messenger RNA, 1466 nt
Organism: Saccoglossus kowalevskii
Lineage: Eukaryota; Metazoa; Hemichordata; Enteropneusta; Harrimaniidae
Product: probable serine/threonine-protein kinase DDB_G0280133-like
Source: RefSeq, a predicted model, not a curated record